Populus euphratica (Euphrates poplar) is the source of this 2228-nucleotide messenger RNA. RefSeq lists its product as uncharacterized. Gene Ontology annotation, molecular function: microtubule binding. Gene Ontology annotation, cellular component: microtubule. The transcript is spliced from 4 exons. Bases 248 to 2077 code for a protein of 609 amino acids. The record is from RefSeq and is a predicted model, not a curated record. NCBI's taxonomy places the organism in Eukaryota, Viridiplantae, Streptophyta, Magnoliopsida, Malpighiales, Salicaceae.
GAAGACAAAAAACAAAGGAAACCUCAUCGGACAGCUAGAUUUGCUUAGAAAAUAUUUAUAAAAAACGAAACCCACCAGCUAAAACUCACAACCAUUAACCAAUCUCUCAUUUCGUUUCCAAAAGAUUUCAUCUUUUUGUUUUCUUAAAAAUCUGUUCUUGAUUUGUGUAAGAAGUGAGGAGAGCAGUAUAUAGAAGAAGCAGCAGCAGCACCAAGAAACACAGAGAGAAAGCUUAAAGAGGUAUACAAUGGGAAGAAAUCUCAGUCCAAUACUGCGGCAAGAAUUGGCAAAUCUUGACAAAGAUGCUGAUAGUCGUAAAUCAGCAAUGAAAGCACUGAAAUCGUAUGUGAAAAGCUUGGAUUCCAAGGCAAUCCCACAAUUUCUUGCUCAAGUUUCUGAAACCAAAGAAACUGGGUCUUUAUCUGGCGAAUACACAAUUUCACUCUAUGAAGUUCUUGCUCGUGUCCAUGGAGUUAAUAUUGUUCCUCAGAUUGAUAGUAUCAUGGCUACUAUCAUCAAGACUUUAGCUUCAAGUGCAGGGUAUUUUCCUCUUCAACAAGCAUGCUCCAAGGUGGUGCCAGCAAUUGCAAGAUAUGGCAUUGAACCGACGACACCAGAGGAUAAGAAAAGGCAUAUAAUCCACUCACUUUGUAAGCCUCUUUCAGAAGCUCUCUUAGGUUCUCAAGAAUGCCUGACUUCAGGGGCUGCCCUUUGCCUGAAGGCUCUAGUGGACUCAGAUAAUUGGCGAUUUGCUUCGGAUGAGAUGGUGAAUCGGGUUUGUCAGAAUGUGGCUGUCGCUUUGGAGGAGAAGUGCACGCAAACUAAUUCGCACAUGGCCUUGGUGAUGGCUUUGGCUAAGCAUAAUGCUUUGAUAGUUGAAGCAUAUGUAAGACUUUUGAUACAAUCAGGAUUGCGUAUCUUGAAAGCUGGGGUCUUGGAGGGUAAUUCUCAGAAACGAUUAUCAGCUAUCCAAAUGAUCAAUUUCUUGAUGAAGUGCCUGGAUCCUAGGAGCAUAUUCUCAGAGCUUGAGUUGAUAAUUGAGGAGAUGGAUAAGUGCCAGUCCGAUCAGAUGGCAUUUGUGAGUGGAGCUGCAUUUGAAGCUUUGCAAACUGCAAAGAAAAUAGCCACAGAGAAAGGGACAAAAUUUGAGAAGAGUUCUGGUUCAGUUAGUGGAUCGAACUUUGGCAGGAGAGACCACAGAGGGAGGAGAAAUUUUUCCAGUGCCUAUGGUGAUCAAUCUCCAGCAUCUGUAUCACCAGAAUCACAGACUCUCGAUUUCUUUAUGGAAUAUGAAUCUUUCACCGAGUCACCUAUUUCAACAACUAAUGUUUCUUCUAAUGAGUGUGACCGUGGGAGUGUGAACCGAAAACUCUGGAAUUUUGAGAAUGGAGGGGUGGACAUAUCUCUAAAAGAUGGUUUAUUUUCAGAGUUGUCUCAGGGAAGUCCCAUCCACGAUGCAUUCUCUGAUCAGUCUGGGCUAUAUGAGCUUACUGAAAACGGAGGAAAUUACAUGGGUGAAUUUGCAGGGUUCUUGCCUAGGAGUCCUAGAAACAAACUAUCGAGAAGCACCACUCCCAGCCCUCAGCGGUCACAAUCUCGUAUAAAUGUUGACAACGUUAGCAUCUUCACAACUCCCAGGAAGCUCGUACGUGCUCUUCAGGAUCCUAAUGAUUUAGAUUCAGACUUCUCUGAGAAACAAAACGGAAAGUUUGGAAGUCCAUGCUCGAGCAAAUAUGAUUACAGCCCCACUCCGAGAUUAAAACGAAAUGGCUUUCAGCAUGAUGUGGGUUUAGAGGUCGAUGAGAAUGGAAAGUCGUAUACUGGCGUUGGGGAGUUCCAAGGUGCCUCUGAAUCAGUGGCAUCAACAGAUGGCAUUCCAGUCAAAACUGAUGUGCAAGCAUCUCCAGAGGUGAUUCGUAGAAAUAAACCUCAUGCUAAUAAAUUUUGCACUGAAAAAGAUGCGAGGAAGACUUCAUCUAUUUUAGCUGUUGGGUUCUGUAUUGCUUUGCUAGCAAUUUUUGCCUCAUUAAUGUGCAUUUAUCUGCAAGAUGAUGACCAUCAUAUGGUUCCAACUUAGUUCUGACAUCUGUAUCAAAAUCUUCCAAUUACCGUGUAUUAGGUCAUUGUGAAAAUCCUAUGUUUCUCUGUAGUGUAAGGUAGUCAAUUGUUCAAACUAUGAGUUGGAUGAUUAUGUUCUUAAUAUUAGGAAACACUUUCUGUUCUUGCAA